This is a messenger RNA of Ochlerotatus camptorhynchus, 855 nucleotides long. Its product is annotated as trypsin 3A1-like. Lineage: Eukaryota; Metazoa; Arthropoda; Insecta; Diptera; Culicidae. Gene Ontology annotation, molecular function: serine-type endopeptidase activity. The record is from RefSeq and is a predicted model, not a curated record. The transcript has 5 exons. Bases 1 to 855 code for a protein of 284 amino acids. Gene Ontology annotation, biological process: proteolysis.
AUGGCCAACCACUACUCGCUAGACGCACAUCUCUACAGAAUAAACCUCGUUGACAGCAAUAUAUCCCUCUCUUUAAAAGUCCCGUUCAAGAUAGCAGGAGGCUUCAACUCUUCCAUCGACGAACAUCCCUAUCUGGUGGCGCUGGAAAGCAAUAAAAAUCUAGUUUGUGCCGGGUCGAUUCUAUCGCCCAGUUGGAUUCUAACGGCAGCUCAUUGUCUACUCGACAAAAAGCCAGUUGAUUUGACGAUUCGGGCUGGCUCUUCCGAGAGAGGAGACCAAGGAACAACUAUUCCGGCGAAAGAAUUCUACAUUCACAAAUGGUACGAUGUUCACUCGUCUAGGAACGAUAUUGCCCUGGUGGAACUAAGCCAGCCUAUCACCCGGAAUAACAGUUCGUUGACGUGGGGUGAGAUGGUAAAUCUUGUGGAGCCCGACUCAGAAUUUUUACCCGAAACGAUUUGCACCGUGAGUGGGUGGGGCUCGUUGACAACGUUCGGAGCAUUUCCAGACCGAUUGCAUUCCGUUGAAAUCCCUCUGUGGUCCACCGAGAAAUGCCGGCAGGCUUACUGGCCUGUCGAUAUAAGCGACGACAAGAUUUGCGCUGGAUCUCCUGGGAAGGACUCGUGUAGAGCCGACUCGGGAUCUCCACUGAUGUGCAAAGGAAAGCAGAUCGGUUUAGUUUCCUGGGGGUUCCGAUGUGGUGAUCCAAACUAUCCAGGGGUGUACACAAAUGUAAGCUACUUUUACGACUGGAUUCACAUGACCUCAGUUCCAGCCCGGAAAUUGGUUCGUUCGGAAUGGGUGCACUCGGUAUCGGAAGCACUAGCCGUUGACAAGUACACUCAUCAUCGCUAG